CUUCCGCAUGUACCCAACUCUAGACGUUGAAUGACAUUAAGUUAAUAUGUUAAGGUAAUAUUCCCAGGAUUUAUCAAUAUAUAAAUAGAUGUAUAUAAAAAGAGAGAUUUACAACGUCUGAAAUUUUGCGCACGGCGUAACUUUUGCGCCCGAUGUCACUGUACCCAGCAGUGCUCUUAAUCUUUCCGCCAAAGGAGAUAAAAUUGUUAUAUUCGUGAAAGAUGCAGGUCCUAACCAUGUGCGUUUCCAGUGGACCUCGUAUUUGUCUCCUAUGCCUAUUACUGUAUGGCUGGCAAGCAAAGGCAGUGGUGCCAAACACAACUGGUGGCAUUCCAAAGCUGUAUGACAAGGCUGAAGCAAAGCAGGAACAUAGUAAUGCUGAUGAGGAACAAAAAGAGCUGUAUUUUAUGGAGAAAGAUUAUUUUUUGACAAAAUUGAUGACAAAGUAUGGAAAUGGAGUUGAAAUGUCUUAUGAAGGGUUUGAACAUCUGUUGCAUAAGCUAGGUCUCGGAGGGUUGUUGGAGUUUGACCACGAGGUCAGUUGUCAUAAGGCUGAAAAUAGUUCUGAUUUUCAGGAAAUGCAUCUGCACCAUAAUCAUUCAGGGAACAUAUCAUCUUCAAAAGUAUGUGAGAAUAAAGACGAACAUUCCCAUGAACACAAAGAUCAUAAACAUGAUAAUCAUCAUCAUAUUCACAGUCACAGUGAACAUGAAAAUGAACACAUUCAUGAGGACCAUGUACAUGAAGAACAUGAUCAUGGACAUGCAGAUCACAAACAUUCCAAAGAUCAUGAUCAUGAUCACACUGGAGACAAUAAUCAGGAACACACUGAAGAACAUGGUCAUAAACACAAUGAAGACCAUCAUUAUGAACACUCUGAAGAACAUGAUUAUGAACACUCUGAAGAAAAUAAUCAUGAACACUCUGAAGAACAUGAUUUUGAUCACAACGACCAGAAUGAAACUAUUGAAUUAGAUGUAGAUCAUGAACACGAUCAAAAUCAUACAGAUGAACAUGAUGACCAUCAUCAUGACCAUGAUGACCAUCAUCAUGACCAUGAUGAUCAUAAACAUGAGCAUGUUGAAAAGGAAAAUAUAGAUGACACUGAAAAUAAUCCUGUUGUAAAUGAACCCACAAGUCAUAAUCAUGAACACAAUGAAACAGCAGAUCACAGUCCAGAUUAUAAUGAAGAAAUGGAAGAGACUAAGAAAAGUGUCCAUGAUCAUGUCCAUGAACAUGAUCAUCACCAUGACCAUGACCAUGAUCACCAUGUUCGCAAGAGGGAGACUGAUCAUGAGUGUUUGGCAGCAAAUGUUAUGUUGCGUAUGGUCCAUGUUGAUAAACCGAGAAGUCUAACAAAAGAUAUGUUUAAAGAACUGUGCCCAAGCCUUAUUUAUCAGAUAGAGGCAGACUCUUGUCACAGUUCUCAUAGUAGCCACGAUAGUUACCAUGGCAACCAUGAUCAUGACCAUGAUGACCAUGAUCAUUCAACUGAAGCAGAAAGUGCCAAGAUUGACUUGUUAAGUGUCCCACCCAAAGUAUGGGGAUUCAGUGCAAUAGCAGUCAUAAUUAUAUCUCUUGUGGGGUUGCUAGGUGUUGCUGUGAUACCAAUCAUGCAAAAGGUGUUCUACAAUCACAUGCUCCAAUUCCUGGUUGCCUUAGCUGUCGGAGCACUGUCCGGCGAUGCUCUGUUACAUCUUUUCCCACAUGCAAUAGCAGGAGGUCACGGUGAUGAGGGUGGCGGACAUGGUGGGCAUGAUCACGGCAGUGGCGGCCAUUCUCAUGAUACAGGACCAAUAUAUAAAGGUCUGUGUGGCCUGCUGGGAAUCUAUUUCUUUUUCUUCACAGAGAGGGUGCUAACAAUGUUUACAGAAUAUAAGAGAAGGAAAAAGCAGACGAAAAAUCGUAAGAAAUAUAUGAAGGAUGAAGAAUUGGUCAAGGUUGGUGAAAAGCUUGCCAACAGUGAAUGUGAUGGUAUGAUGAUGGUUUCACCCAAAAAAAAGGAAAGGUCUGCAUCAAAUCAUCAUUAUAUUCCAUUUGAGAAAUGA
Molecule: messenger RNA, 2048 nt
Organism: Mercenaria mercenaria
Lineage: Eukaryota; Metazoa; Mollusca; Bivalvia; Venerida; Veneridae
Product: zinc transporter ZIP10-like
Exons: 7
Coding region: 222-2048 (608 amino acids)
Biological process (GO): intracellular zinc ion homeostasis; zinc ion import across plasma membrane
Cellular component (GO): membrane
Molecular function (GO): zinc ion transmembrane transporter activity
Source: RefSeq, a predicted model, not a curated record